GCCAAAGGUGAGAAAAACAUCGCUUUCACGUACCUUUGAGUCUUUCGUAGAAAGAGAGAAAAGAGAGGGGGGUUGGCUGAGGAUCCUUCCUUGUGCCUUUGCCUUUGCUUGCAUCAACUCCUCCUUCUCGUCAACGCCUAUCUGAAUUUCGCUUUUAAUUCUUAUCAAUUAUUCUGAUCCUUGAUCGAUUACUGUCAUGGCUACAACUGGGAACAAGAACAUCAAUGCUAAAUUGGUGCUUCUUGGUGAUGUUGGAGCUGGGAAGUCUAGUUUAGUGUUGCGCUUUGUUAAAGGGCAAUUUAUUGAAUUUCAGGAAUCAACUAUAGGUGCUGCCUUUUUCUCACAAACAUUGGCUGUAAAUGAUGCAACUGUAAAAUUUGAGAUUUGGGAUACAGCAGGUCAAGAGAGAUACCAUAGCUUGGCACCUAUGUACUACAGAGGAGCUGCUGCUGCAAUAAUCGUGUAUGAUAUUACAAACCAAGCCUCAUUUGAGCGGGCAAAAAAAUGGGUCCAAGAACUUCAAGCACAAGGCAAUCCAAAUAUGGUCAUGGCACUGGCUGGCAACAAAGCAGAUUUACCAGACACGAGGAAGGUGGCAGCAGAGGAAGCACAAGCAUAUGCUCAGGAGAAUGGCCUUUUCUUCAUGGAAACCUCUGCAAAAACUGCAGCCAAUGUCAAUGAUGUCUUCUAUGAGAUCGCAAAAAGACUACCACGAGUCCAGCCAGCGCAGAAUCCAUCAGGAAUGGUUCUUAUGGAUAGACCUGCAGAAAGGGUAGCAAGUGCAUCGUGCUGCUCUUAAGGAGAUCUUUGGUACUUUUGCUAGUUGCCCAGCUCUGUCUGUCGUCUUGGCGCUGUGAUGCACUGUAGAAAUUAAACGUUUUCAUUGCCGAAAUUUGUGUGUCCGGAUUCAGUACUCUGUACAUGCAUGUGUUUAGAUGGUUUAUAUUUCUGGCAGUAAAUGAUUGUGGAUAUCGUCUUCUCAUUUAAUGAAAUGGUGUGUUUUUUCCUGA
Messenger RNA from Corylus avellana, 1010 nucleotides. RefSeq names its product Ras small GTP-binding family protein (gene RHA1). Gene Ontology annotation, molecular function: GTP binding; GTPase activity. The record is from RefSeq and is a predicted model, not a curated record. NCBI's taxonomy places the organism in Eukaryota, Viridiplantae, Streptophyta, Magnoliopsida, Fagales, Betulaceae.